GCCCUGGGUAACUAUCUCUCUUUUUAUCCACUCUCUCUUGGUAAUGUGAUAUCCUGACGAAUUGGCUUACCAGAAAAGAUGGGUAGAGAUAAAGAAAUCUGGAGGAUGAACUCAAAAGCUUGUAGGAAAUAUAUGAACUGCCUUUCCUACUCCAUAUUACCGGUAACUGGUGCAAUUAGUCACACGGCGUUUGCGGUACAUAUUUUGGAUCGCUCACUUUUGGAAGGGUGUUUUCCGAAAUGGCAUCUAGGUGUUGCAAAUGGUCUGUUAUUCAAUGCUCACUUGGGUGUAGGACUCUACAUCUACAGCAGACCUUGCCUAAGGACAGCUAGCGUCUCCCACCGAGUACUCUUUGGUCUCUACGGCAGUGCCAUGUUUAAUUUCGGAUCUGUGCUUCUAUUUGGAACUGGCAAACAAGUUCUUGUCGAAGACCGUUUGAUAGGAAGCGUCUAUGCCAUAUUCGCCAGUCUCUGUUUCCUCUGCGUGGGGAAAUACUUCUUUGAUUUCAUGGACAGGCAAGUCGACAUUACUGAUGAUGCUGACAACAUUGACAAUAUCACUGAAACUGUUGUAGAAGAACUAAGUAGUGCAUGACAUUUGGUUUUCAUUGAUUUUACUAGAAGCAGUACAUUUACCUCUUCAUUGGACUUCUAUUCCAAAAUGUAUUCAGGAUGAUAUUACUUAUUUCAGAUAAAAUGGUGCUGGUUUGAAAAAAAAUAUUAUCAAAGGUUCAUUAGCUUCACCCCCAUUGAAAUCGAAUGCUUCAGACACUUUCAAGAUAUGUCUUAAAUCAGAUUUUGGAGUUAAUAUUUUCUUAUGGUUAGCUGAAACUUAUACUGUAGGGGAGAUCGGGUUAGUUGGAACGCGGGGUAAGUUGAAACAUUGUAAUUUUAUUUAACGCCUGUAAAAUAAAUGUAUGCAAUACUGCCCACAAUUUAUUGCUAUUAAUCAGGGAUGCCACUAGGUGUCCUCCAAAAAUACUGAAACAUAUCGCGGGCCGGGAUAGUGUCCAAGAAAUUUUUUUUUUAGGGGGGUCCACCUUUAAUUUUGGGAUGGACAUAUGUCACAGGUAAAAAAUUGGACAAGCAAAAAAAAAAAAAAAAAAAAAA
Molecule: messenger RNA, 1109 nt
Organism: Lytechinus pictus (painted urchin)
Lineage: Eukaryota; Metazoa; Echinodermata; Echinoidea; Temnopleuroida; Toxopneustidae
Exons: 2
Coding region: 79-594 (171 amino acids)
Source: RefSeq, a predicted model, not a curated record